GUGAAAGUGAAAUGAGUCCAGAAGAACUCUGGUUGCAACGGAUUUCGCCUAUUGUGAGAGCGUGACAACUGCCUUGAAAAAGAACUAUAUACUUCUGCCUACCUCAGAUGAGCUUUGGGCACUGGAAUAAAGGACAAAGUAAACAGUUUUUUAUCAUGGAUUGCCAAGAAAAUGAGUACCGGGACCAAUGGGGGCACUGUGUCACCUGCCAACAGUGUGGCCCUGGACAGGAGCUCUCCAAGGACUGUGGUUAUGGAGAAGGUGGAGAUGCUUACUGCAUAGCCUGUCCUCCCCGAAAGUAUAAAAGCACCUGGGGACAUCACAGGUGUCAGACUUGCAUCACCUGUGCUGUCAUCAAUCGGGUCCAGAAGGCCAACUGCACAAAUACCUCUAAUGCUAUCUGUGGAGACUGUAUGCCCAGGUUCUACCGAAAGACACGCAUUGGGGGCCUGCAGGACCAAGAAUGCAUCCCAUGUACAAAGCAGACUCCUUCUUCUGAGGUUCAGUGUACCUUCCAGUUGAGCUUAGUGAAGGUAGAUGCACACAAUGUUCCUGGUAAAGAAGCCACACUUGUUGCACUGGUGGGCAGUCUGCUGGUGGUGUUUGCAUUAGCCUUCCUUGGACUCUUCUUCUUCUACUGCAAGCAGAUCUUCAACAGACAUUGUCAAUGUGGAGAUUCGUUGCCAUAUGAGGCUGAAAAGGCAGUGGAGGAUGAUUCUAUUUUCCCCAUGCCACCUGGCCAGGAGACAAGUCCUGAACUUCCAGUGAAUGAGAGCAUCUUUGAGAUCAAGCCAAUUAACGCCAUUCUGGAUGACGACUGCAGCUCCACUCGUGGCUUCCCCACCCAGGAGUCUUUUACCAUGGCCUCCUGUGCCUCCGAGAGCCAUUCUCAAUGGGUUCAUACCCCCAUUGAAUGUACAGAGCUGGACCUGCAAAAGUUUUCCAGCUCUGCCCCUUGUACUGGAGCUGAAACCUUGAGGGAGAACACAGCUGAAAGCUCUGGAGACAAGCUGGGGCUCCAUGCACCUUUUGAAGUUCCCAGCCUUUGACUCUACUGAGGUCUCUUUCACUCUUGGCAACCUUGCCAGUGGUUGUUGCUGGACUUUCCUGCUCUUCUAUUCAACACCAAUAGCGUGGGCCUGGGAUGUAGGCCCACAAUAACCAGUACUCUAAAAAUGGGGUAUUCAGAGCCACUAUCCUAUCAGAGGUUUAAAGCCCCCUCGUUUCCCCAAGACUGACCUUGAACAUUUAUUGUUUUUUAAAUUUUAGUCUGGGGACCCAGAAUCCAUAGGCAUGGGACUGCUGGGCAUGCUAUUUCUAUUUAAUUAAUUAUGGAAGUGGGGGAAAUAAUGAUGAACAAGGUAAAGUUUUUCUGCCUGUA
This is a messenger RNA of Onychomys torridus (southern grasshopper mouse), 1381 nucleotides long. It is a transcript of the gene Eda2r, whose product is annotated as ectodysplasin A2 receptor. The coding region runs from base 108 to 1049 and encodes 313 amino acids. The record is from RefSeq and is a predicted model, not a curated record. Gene Ontology annotation, molecular function: protein binding; tumor necrosis factor receptor activity. Gene Ontology annotation, cellular component: plasma membrane. The transcript has 8 exons. Lineage: Eukaryota; Metazoa; Chordata; Mammalia; Rodentia; Cricetidae. Gene Ontology annotation, biological process: tumor necrosis factor-mediated signaling pathway; positive regulation of canonical NF-kappaB signal transduction; positive regulation of JNK cascade.